GAGGUCAAAUGACUUCAUUCAUGUAUCACAAAUAAGCGAAUCUCAGUUGCUCACUGCUGUAUGACUCGUUCUGGCAAAAGACACUUAAGACAGCCAUCGGUUGUAGAAUUAAGCAGCAAGGAUGUUGAUGCCACCAGUUCAAGAAGAAAAGAAUGUUCCACAAUCAGUUCCCGUCCAGGCAGGUUUGACACAGCACACAGUUCCUGUUAUUCACUUACAGCGUGAAUUUGUUCCUAACGAUUACUUCAUUCCUACACUAGUUAUUGCUAUUGUCUGUCCUAUUGUGAGCUUCUCUACAAUCAUCUUCACUGUUGCUGCCAUAAUCUGUUCAAUACUGUCUUGGGUGCAUAGAGCAAAAGGUGUAUAUCAUUAUUUACAAGCUAAGAGGUUUGGUCAAGCUGCUCUCAUAUUGGACAUCAUUGCUCUGCUCUGGUUAUUUGCUUGGGGCUUCAUUGUACUGACAUACUUAAGCUACUUUGUAUAUGUAAUAAUUCCUCGAAUUAACUAUUAAUUUAAUAAUCUCAGUGUACAUGUAUAUAAAUGUUAUACUGUCCUGCCUACUCUACCUCAAAACAUGCACGUUUAUGCUUUGUAACGAAGGUAUUUAAGAAGCAACUGCAUGUUUCAAUUGCCUGUGAUAGAAUACAACAAAAGAAGCACGACCAUUAUGAAAUUAUUAUCAUCUGGGAGAAAUGAAUUCAUGAAAGGAAGUGACUCUGACCUUGUUCAUGAAUAGUGUCACACUCAUUGUGAUGUCAUAGUGCAUAAUCAGAUUGGUCAGGCCAUGACUGAUAGGGUUGAGCCUAUUAUUCUCAUAAAUUUUCCCAUUAUUCUUUCUGGAAAUUCUUAAUAAUUUCCCACAUUAUUCUUUUCAUUUUAUCCUAUUAUUCUCAAUUUAUUCUCAAUAAUUUUUUCAAACAAUCAAUUUUCACCCAAGAAUUGCAUUCCAGCAGUGUUUUAAAAAUAGGUCUUCCAAAAAACACUAGCCAAAAGUUUUAAAAUUUUCUUCUGCAAUCACCAUUGACCUCAACUCCACCCAUUAUUCCACUAUUAUUCCUAUUUCCAUCCAAUUACUCCAGCAUUAUUCCUCAAAUGAGGAAGCCCCUAUUAUUCCUAAAAUUAUGCUAGAAUAAUAGGCUCAUCCCUAAUGACUGACCAAUUAUGCAUUGGUAGCAAUAGAGAUCAUGAAUAGAUCAUAAAUAGCAUCAAGAGUCCAUUGAUAGCAUAAAUAUAGUGUAAUUUUGUACUAUCAUAUGUAAGUACUUUGUAUCAAUAUAAUCAGUCACUAGAAUUGAGUUGAUAUUCUUGAUGGUUGACAAUGAAUAUGCAAUCUUUUAAAAACUAUAGGAAGUUUGUGCAAGCAGCAUCUUGGCUUUUCCUAAUUACAUCAGUCUUGUUAUAGCCUGAGUGAUGUAAUUGCCAAUGGAAUUCUUAGCAGCACUCCCAUGCACCGGCAUAACAAUGCAGCUCAAUCAUGAUAUUAUAGCCAAAAGCAAGAACACAAGGGUUGCACAAACUGCCGCACAUUUCAGAGUCAAUAUUCUUUGUGUGAUUAUAACAUAAACACUGAUUCACUGAGGCCAAUUCACUGUAAUUCACAGCACUGACAAAUAAUAAUUAGGAUUGAAAUCCCAUAACUCAUUAACACACCAUUAUCAAGGUAGACUAUGGGCGUAGAAUUUAAUCAAAAUGAGCCAAAUUUUAUGAUAACUAUAAUUACAGAAAGAGUAGGAUGGUAGUAUUUUAUCAUGACUGAAGUGAAAGUGCUUAAAUUAUCUUUAUGAAAAAUUGAAAAUAUUCACACAAUGAGUCAAAUGUUUUUGGCCUAAAAUGUUUGGUUUUAAAAAUGAUUUGAAAAUGAAAACCUGUGAAAUUGAUUUUUAGGUGGGCUUGAUGGUUUGUGAAAAUUUGGAACAUCAAGUUCAGCGGAUAGUGAAUAAUAGAAGGACAACAUAGCUACAGUACCUAUAAAUGACUCUCAAACGAGAGCAUUAAAGUGCAUACCCUCACCACAAUGUGUAUUUUAGAAGUAUUUGAAUUUUUAAAAGGGCAAAAUGCACUCCAAAAGUUUGUAGUCAUUAAUGAAAGAACUUCACAAUAAUGGUUUGAUACAUGGGUUCGUAGAUAUUAGAGUUACAAUAUAAUUAAUCUAUGAUGGGUUUAAUUGCAUUUGUCUAUGCUCCUCCAAUACUUUAUAAAAAUUAAGCUCAGUCAGUCCAAUAAUUUUUCCUGUAUUGACUGGGAAAGUAGUUUAGUAAUUAAAUUUCAUUAUCUAGAGGAAGUGACACUAUUCUAUGAGAGUAAGUAAACCAUACAAAUGUAUGCUCAGUUGCUCACUGCUCAGCAUUUCUCAGUCUGCAGUUUGUCUGUGACUCGUUCUGACAUUGGUUGUAUAUAGACUUAAGCAGCAAGGAUGUUGAUGCCACCUGUCCAAGAAGAAAAGAAUGUUCCACAAUCAGUUCCAGUUCAGGCAGGUGUGACACAGCACACAGUUCCUCCUGUUGUUCACUUACAGUAUGAAUUUGUUCCUAACGAUUACUUCAUUCCAACACUUGUUAUUUCUAUUGCCUGUACUGUUUGCAACUUCUCUACAAUCUUCUUCAUUGCUGCUGCCAUGAUCUGUUCAAUACUGUCUUGGAUGCAUAGAGCAAAAGGUGUACAACAUUAUUUGCAAGCUAAGAGGUUUGGUCAAGCUGCUCUCAUAUUGGACAUCAUUGCUCUGCUCUGGUUAUUUGCUUGGGGUUUCUUUGUACUGUCAUAUUUAAGCUACUUUGUAUUUGUUGAGCUUCCUCAAAGAGCUAUAUUAGAAUAACGAGACACCAAGAAAAAAUGGUUAAUUUAGUGUUCACAUGACUGUAAUUAUAACCUUAAAAGGUAUUUUUUUAAAAUAGAA
Molecule: messenger RNA, 2893 nt
Organism: Amphimedon queenslandica
Lineage: Eukaryota; Metazoa; Porifera; Demospongiae; Haplosclerida; Niphatidae
Exons: 5
Coding region: 2414-2812 (132 amino acids)
Source: RefSeq, a predicted model, not a curated record